AUGGGACACCCAUCUCAAGCAUUUCUCGAACGGAAUCCAAUGUUUGGAUAUAAUCCGAUAAAUGCUUUUGAUUUUAUAUUAGUUAGAUCUGAAGAAAAAAUUGUUUGGGCAGGUGAUACCACAAAUACGUCAAAUAUAACUAGUAUUAAUGUUACAACAAGUGAUCAAAUCAAUGAUGAAACAAAAGAUAUAUCAGUUGAAAGUAAGCACAACAUCACAAUACAAUUGUUUGAUUUUUACUCUGUGAGAAUUACUC
Molecule: messenger RNA, 256 nt
Organism: Didymodactylos carnosus
Lineage: Eukaryota; Metazoa; Rotifera; Eurotatoria; Philodinida; Philodinidae
Source: the annotation of a GenBank genome assembly